This is a messenger RNA of Exophiala aquamarina CBS 119918, 1026 nucleotides long. RefSeq lists its product as uncharacterized. Lineage: Eukaryota; Fungi; Ascomycota; Eurotiomycetes; Chaetothyriales; Herpotrichiellaceae. Bases 1 to 1026 code for a protein of 341 amino acids. Gene Ontology annotation, molecular function: antiporter activity. The transcript is spliced from 4 exons. Gene Ontology annotation, cellular component: Golgi apparatus. The record is from RefSeq and is a predicted model, not a curated record.
AUGUCGCUUUCCCCAUAUGCCGAGAAGGAAGGCCGUGGAACAGAACCCAAGAUUGCGUUAGAGUAUACAGUUCCCACCACCCAGAAGAUGAUGGCGCUGGGCAUAUAUUUCCUUUGCAAUGUGGGCCUUACACUAUACAACAAGGCGUUUCUCGGAUCCCUGCCCUAUCCCUGGCUCCUGACAGCCUUGCACACUGGGUGUGCUUCAGUCGGAUGUUAUAUCUUGUUACUUAGCGGUCGCUUCGAGCUCAAACCCUUAGGUGACCGUGAAGCUUAUAUUUUGUGUGCUUUCUCGCUCUUGUUCACUGUCAAUAUUGCCAUUUCCAACGUGUCUUUAGCUAUGGUAUCGAUACCGUUUCAUCAGGUCGUCCGUGCGACGACUCCACUGAUCACCACUGCAAUGUACCGUGUGUUCUACUCGCGCACGUAUUCUACGCCGACAUAUGUCUCGCUGCUUCCCAUCAUCCUGGGUGUCGGCCUGGCUACUUAUGGAGACUACUCUUUCACGACGGCAGGCUUCUUGAUGACAUUCCUAGGUGUGGUCUUGGGAGCGUUAAAGUCGAUCGUCACAAAUCAGAUCAUGACCGGUAGUCUCAAACUUGCGCCCUUAGAGUUUCUUUUCCGCAUGUCACCGCUUGCUUGUCUUCAGUCCUUCAUCUACGGCGUCUGGUCGGGCGAAGUCUCUAAUCUGAUGGCCGACAUCGCCCCAGUCAGGAACCUCUCUACGACGCAGCGGGUGUACGGAGUGACAGCUUUACUGGUCAUCGUUCUAUGCAAUGGAUUCCUGGCCUUUUGUCUAAACGUGUCCUCCUUCACCACCAACAAACUCGUUGGGGCGCUGACGAUGACCGUGUGCGGCAAUUUAAAACAAUGUAUCACCAUCAUCCUAGCUGUGGUGCUCUUCAACGUCCAAGUCGGCUUCUUCAAUGCUACAGGCCUGGUGAUCACCAUGAUAGGCGUGGCUCUAUAUAGCGCUGUGGAACUGCACUCGAAGAGACAGCGGGCGCAUGCCCCAGGCUCGGUUUGA